CACUUGGGUAUGAACAAACAGAGAAAUGGCGACUGCAAGGUUGUUGCGUGCUUCUACGCCUUGGAAUCACGGUCUUCCUUCUUCUUUCUCUUCUUCUUCUUCUUCUUCUUCUUCUUCUUCUUCUUCUCCUCAUGUUCGAACUGUAAGGUGCCUGAGCAAUGCAGGGUCAAAGGGAGAGAAAAAGGUUUUUGGAGAUCAUGAAAGGAAAUCGACGGUGCUAACGAAGGUAUCAGAGGCACGGGUUGAAUUAAUAGAUGUUGUCUCUCUGCUCCCAAAUCUUAUUAUUAUUACAGCAGUUAAGGUAUUAAAUGGUGCUACGAAGUGGAGACCCGUGAAAUUGCAGAUUCAAAGCUUCAUUGAAAGGGUUGUAAUUGAUUGCCGAUUCUUUACGUUAUUUGCUGUUGCCGGAUCCUUACUCGGAUCAAUUUUGUGCUUCCUGGAGGGUUGCUUUCUUGUUUUAGAGGCAUAUUUUAAGUAUUUCCAAAUUUUAUCACAAAGGUGGGAUGAAGGGGAAAUAAUGCGCUUACUCAUAGAAGCCAUGGACAUGUUCUUGGUAGGAACAGCCAUGCUCAUAUUUGGGGUGGGUAUCCAUGUCAUGUUUGUGGGAUCCAGAAACAUGAAACAGAAACUUCCAUGGCUUCCACAUUCAAACUUGUUCGGACUCUUCAGUCUCAAGACUCUUCCAAAGUGGGUUGAAAUGGAAUCGGUUUCACAAGCCAAGUUAAAAAUUGGGCAUACAGUGAUGAUGAUACUUCAAGCUGGAGUGCUGGAAAAAUUCAAGAGUGUGCCUUUGGUGACUAGUCUAGAUCUUGCAUGUUUUGCUGGAGCGGUAGUAGUUUCAUCAGCUUGUAUAUUCCUCCUCUCCAGGCUUUCUACCUAUGGAGUACAAUAGGUGGCCGCCAGAUAAAAAAUAAAGGUAUUGACAGUCGGCUCAUAUCUUCCUUUUCUAGUAUUACUGUAACAAGUUAGAUGGGUUCCAUUAGCAAAUAGAAACACUUCUUUUUUUUCA
This is a messenger RNA of Carica papaya (papaya), 1009 nucleotides long. RefSeq lists its product as uncharacterized. The record is from RefSeq and is a predicted model, not a curated record. Lineage: Eukaryota; Viridiplantae; Streptophyta; Magnoliopsida; Brassicales; Caricaceae.